AUGGCAGCUGCAUUGACAUCUGUGGCCGGUGUAACGGCCUUGCUUGAUGAGCAUGAUAUAAAGCUGCAAGCUUAUGCGUUACAAAAACUCAACACACUUGUUGAUCGGUUCUGGACAGAGCUGGCCGAUUCACUCACACGUCUUGAAGAAUUGUAUGAAGACGAGACAUUUCCUGAGCGUCAUCUUGCGGCUCUAGUUGUAUCGAAGAUCUACUUUUACCUUGGCGAAUUUGACGACGCGCUCACGUUCGCCUUGGGUGCUGAAGCCCUCUUCGAUGUCAACCAACGCAGUGAAUACGUCGAGACUGUUGUAUCAAAGGCGAUUGAUCAGUAUGUGGUGCAAAGAAACACCCCUGAAUCGCCCCCACUCAGCCCCCGUUUCACGUCCAUUAUCGAUAAGAUGAUUGCUCGGUGCAUCGAGAGCGAAGAAUAUCACCAGGUGCUUGGUAUUGCACUCGAGUCGCGUCGGUUGGAUGUGAUUGAACAAGUGUUCAAAACAACGCAGGACAAGGCCUUGCUAUCAUAUGUCCUCGAAAUGGUGAUUCGUGUUCUGAAUGUGCCUGAAGUGCGACGCCAAGUGUUACAGUUGCUCGUUCAGUUGUUCCAAUCGCUAGACGAACCAGACUAUUUCUCGACGGCUCAGUGCUAUGUGUACUUGAAUGAGCCGCAGCCAGUAUCUGAAAUGUUGCGUUCGCUUGUGCGGUGCGCAGCCAAAGACGAGCAUGCCGCGCUCGUGGCGUAUCAGACAGCGUUUGAUUUGGUGGAAGGCGCGACGCAAGAAUUUUUGCAUCAUGUGCGUGCUGAUAUUGAAAAGGUCUCAGAAGAUGCUGUAUCAAAACAAGUUAUGUCAAUCCUUAGUGGAAAAGAAAGUAUUAACUUGUACCGAGACUUUUUACACAAUGAAAAUCAUGCUGAUUUGACCAUUCUGAAAACUACCAAGGAUGCUCUAGACGCUCAUUACAGUGCCCACCAUUCCGCUGUGAGUCUUUCAAAUGCUUUUAUGAACGCAGGCACAGGGAGUGACAAGUUUUUGCGUGAGAACCUGGAUUGGCUUGCCAAGGCGUCUAACUGGAGCAAGUUUACAGCGACUUCUGCGCUUGGUGUGUUACACCGAGGCACUAUUGACGAAGGCCUGAAUCUUUUGCGCCCAUAUUUGCCGCCUGAGAAUGGUUCGCCGUGCCAGCAGCGUGUAUUCGGAAGGUGGCAGUCUGUUUGCCUUGGGCCUCAUCCACACUAA
Messenger RNA from Malassezia globosa CBS 7966, 1236 nucleotides. RefSeq lists its product as uncharacterized. Lineage: Eukaryota; Fungi; Basidiomycota; Malasseziomycetes; Malasseziales; Malasseziaceae. The transcript has a single exon. The coding region runs from base 1 to 1236 and encodes 411 amino acids. Gene Ontology annotation, cellular component: proteasome regulatory particle, base subcomplex; nucleus; proteasome storage granule. Gene Ontology annotation, biological process: proteasome-mediated ubiquitin-dependent protein catabolic process. The record is from RefSeq and is a predicted model, not a curated record.